CGCGUAACAUGGACCUUACUAUCAGUGACAUUUGGUACACGCGUGAGGUCAGCAGCCAUCAUUACAUCACAGGACAAAGCAACACCCGUUAGCAGUCGCCUCCCCUGCCUCUGGCACCCACUCACCUACUUUCUGCCUCAGGACUGUCCUUUGGACAUUGUGUAUAAAUGAAGCCGUUCAGUGUGUGACCUGUGUCUCCAUGGUCUCACCGAGUGUGUUCACAGCUUUGUAAUACUCCGUCACGUGGGCAGACCUGUGCUGCUUACCCACCGCCUGUAGACACACUGGGGUUUUUCUAACAGUGAAGCUCUGAGUGUCUGCGUGCUGGUGCUCUGGGUCUCCUGGGGGGACGCCCAGGAAUGGUGCCUCUGGGCCAGACUGCCGCCCCACGUCUGAUCAUCUGAGGAGCCACCAGGCUGCCUCCAUAGCAGCUGCCGCGAUGCCCGGCCCCCAGCCGCACACGACUGUUUACCCAGGGUCCCCACCUCCUCCUCCACUGUUAAAUUUUUUCACUUUAUUACUAAAGCCGCUCUAGUGGGUGUAUAUACAGGUUUUUAUUAUAUAAAUAGAGAAAAGCCGUUAAAGGGAGAAAGUAAAAAGUUUAUACAGGGAAUCGGCGCUCUCUGUGGCCUCCUCCCGCUUCCCUGACCCACCCCACGGGAGUCCGUCCCACCGUCCUGUUUUUAACCUCCAUCAGGGCCUCCCUCUCAGGUAGAUGAGGAUUUCACCCACUCAGGUCCUGUGAUCCCCUGGGUCCUCUCAAUGUGAUCUGUGUCCAUUAGGACCCUGGUUUGGCUGUUUAAAAAGGAUCAAAAUAACAAAUACCUGGCCUUACACAAGACAGAAGUGUGGGACUUCCCUAGUGGUCCAGCGGUUUAUCUCCACUGCAGGGGGCUCGGGUUCAAUCCCUGGCAGGGGAACUGAGCUCCCACGUGCCAAGAGGCAGGGCCACAAACUAAAACAACAGCAGUGUGUUUCCUUCUCACACAAUGAAGAGCUAGGGGCUUGGUGGUGGUGGUUUGCAGCUGUCAGAGGUUCACCUCUUCAGAAGGGUUUUCCACCGUGUUUUCCGAGCCAGCCUCCCCAGGUUCCCUUCCUGCCUACACCUAGUGCACUUGGCGAGGGGGUAGGAAGGAGGGAGGUGGUCCCCACCCUCGUCUCCAGCAACAAUGAACUUCCUGUGCUGUGUGUCAGAAGCUAUACAUGUGCUCCUCGGGCCUUUACCACUCUGAGCCUCAGCCUCCUGAACACACUGUUCCCUUUCGUAGGGAUGAAUGCAGGCUCAGCAGGCAGGUCUCACCCAACGCCCAGGUGACACCGUGAGUAAGCGCAGCCCCUCCCUGGGGUCUGGCCCUCUCUCGGGGCAGGCAGGAGGCCUGUCAGAGGUGCCUCAGUUCAUGGUUAAUGUUUAACAUGUGCUUUGCUAUAGUCUCGCCUGGCUGGCCUGCCCGGGUCAGCAGGCAGGAGCCGUGGUGCCUGCUGCCUCUGAGACCACGGCCUCCCAGUUCAGAGCCCUUCUCCAGAGGAGCCGUGAUGCUCUCUGUUGCCUGUCCUGGCUGAUGGGCCACGGCCACGCCAGCUGCUGACCGCCUCUCCUUCUGUCGCCACCACAGUGGCCGGGAGGUGAACUCAGGGAUGUGCACACGAUGACGGACGGCAAGGACUUGGAGGCCGAGAUCCACCCGCUGAAGAGUGAGAACAGGAAGGUGCCAGAGAACACGGGGGGCCCGGCAGGAAAGGAGCCCCGCGGGACGCCAGCCCCGCAGACCCGCCUCUCGCGCUGCCGCACUGCGGCCUUCUUCCUCUCUCUGUUCGCCUGCCUCCUUGUGGUGUUCGUGGUCUCCUUCAUCAUCCCGUGUCCAGACCGGCCGGCGUCGCAGGGGGUGUGGAGGAUCGAUUACAACGCGGCAGUCGCCUAUGACUUUCUGGCCACAGAAGAUGUGAACAAGGACAAGAUCCAGGAUAUUCUCUUUCUGUAUAAAAACACCAACAGCAGCCACAGCAAUUCCAGCCUCUCCUGUGCUGAUGAAGGCUUUUCCUGUCCCUGCACCUUCGUGGCCGCUGUGUCCGGGGCCAACGGCAGCAUCCUCUGGGAGAGGCCUGUGGCCCAGGACGGGGCCUUCGUGGAGUGUGGCGUCCUGCAGCCCAGGGGCAGCGCGGCGCCCUCUGCCUGCAUUGUCCUUGGCAGGCCCGGCCCUCUCGUCGCUGUGGACACACUCACAGGGAAGACCCUGUGGAGCCAGCCCAGCAGCUUCGGGGGAAAUGCAUCUGUCCUGAGCCCUCUGCUCCGCGUGCCCGACCUUGAUGCCGAUGGGGCCCCAGACCUGCUGGUCCUCGUCCAGGAGGGGAACCAGGUCAAUGGCUACAUCUACUCGGGUGGCACCGGGCAGCAGGUCAGCCCCCCGGACAGUCUGGGUGUGGACGGAACCAGUGGCUCCAUCCUCCACGUCACCAGGGCGGGGGCCCACUACGUCCUUGUCCCCUGCGGCACUGCCCUCUGCAGCCGCUCCGUGAAGGGCCUGUAUGAGAAGGUCGGCCGGAGGGACAGCUCACUCAAGAGCGACCCCCUCUGGGAGGACAUGCUCAGCGCCACAUCGCACAGGCUGCUUGUGCACAGCUCAGGGGCCAUCCGCUACCUGAUGAACGUGCCGGGGAAGGUGGGCGAUGACCUGCUUCUCGUGAGUGCCGAGGCCUGCGUGCUGCUGGAUGGGCAGGAUCUGACGCCCAGGUGGACCUUCGGGACAACCCAGGUCCUGAGAAAACCCGUUCUUGGCCACUACAAACCCAACACCCCAGCCGUGCUUGUCGAGAACGGGACCGGCUCCGACAGACAGGUACUGCUCCUGGACCUCGGCUCUGGGGCCAUCCUGUGGAGCCAGGCCCUCCCGGGCCUCCCUGGGGACCCGCCGUCCGCCAGUCUUCCCACCGCAGACCACCGCUCCGCCUUUUUCUUCUGGGGUGUCCACAAGACGACUGGCUCCAACCAGACGGACCCAGGUGGACACAGCUCCGGGCGAGGCCUUGGUCGUGAGUGUUGGCCUCACCCUCCACCCCGCGCUCACACAGGAGCCCGGAGCCACUGGGCACCGCCUGUACAUGCUCCACCCCACGCUGCCCGGUGUCCUGCUGGAGCUUGACAGCGUCUCUGCCCCCAUCGUCGCCUUCCAGGUGGUUCUGCUGGAGCUGGGCCGCCACGCUGCCUGCGUCCUCCUGACGGGCCCAGCCAGCCCCAACCCGCCCGGCCUGGUCUCCGUGACCAAACAAAAGGUGCAGGACCUCAUCCUGGGCGGCAGGGUGGUCCGCCUGGCCGAGGGUGGCCCCGAGAGUGACCAGGCUGUCCGGGACCGGCUCUCCCGUCUGCGGUACCGGAGCGAGGCCUAGACAGGCCGACAGAGCCCACAGGGAGGAGGCUGCUGCAGUCACACGUCCCGGGACGUCGGUCAAUCACUGACUCAGUUUAUGUGCUAACUCCUGACCUGGCCACCCUCUGCACGGGUCCUGCCAUCCCAGGGAUACUCAGGUCCUCACUCAGCACCCCCGUCCGAGCCCCUCGGGGUUUCCCUGGGCAGGGCCCUAGCCGACAGCAGCUCACCCUUGCCCCUCCACGCCUGGCCGGAGACACAGCUGCCUAAGUCCCCUCCCCCUUCCGUCUGAGCCUCGCCUUCUCCACACUGUCUCCUGGGGUCACGGCUCCUCAGCGGGUGGUAGGCCACUGCAGAUCCCAACGUGGUUGUGGUGAGUUACCUGGACAGCCUGUGACGGGGCCACGAGGAAGGGACCUGGGAGGAGGACGUGCUGUGUGGAGCUGAGUGCCCUGAGGACCUGGCCCGGCAUCUACCUGGCUCCACGUGCUCCCUGGAUACACACCAGGGCUCCUUGUCCCUCGAGGGUCCCUGCAGCCCUGACUGUGGCCAGCGGCCGGCCCCUCCUUCCUGGUGCUGGGACGUCCCCCACCCCAGCUGGUGUCACCUCUGUGCCUUGUUCGCCCCAGACUCCCUGGUGCUGUGGGGCCCCGCCGUGACCAGACAAGAGCACGCAGCCUGAUGGCCCUGGGCACCUCAGGAAGAAAUCAGAAUAAACACUGGUUUUGCACCAUCGGGAAAGCCCUA
Odocoileus virginianus texanus is the source of this 4109-nucleotide messenger RNA. NCBI's taxonomy places the organism in Eukaryota, Metazoa, Chordata, Mammalia, Artiodactyla, Cervidae. The record is from RefSeq and is a predicted model, not a curated record.